Messenger RNA from Phytophthora nicotianae INRA-310, 654 nucleotides. RefSeq lists its product as hypothetical. NCBI's taxonomy places the organism in Eukaryota, Oomycota, Peronosporomycetes, Peronosporales, Peronosporaceae. The coding region runs from base 1 to 405 and encodes 134 amino acids. The transcript has a single exon. The record is from RefSeq and is a predicted model, not a curated record.
AUGCUCUAUAAGGUAUGGGUAUUUCCGUCGUGCCAGGUGUUUGACACCUUUACGGCUUGCAUUCGAUGGGGUGGGACAUUCAAAAGCAGUUUACGUCGGCAGCAGCUUGCCCAGUUCACAAUUGACGCUGUUCCGCCCUCCACUCCUAACUACUCGAAUACGAUGUGCCCGCUGCGCUACAUUCUGCUGCUGCUUUCGCUGCUGGUGGCCAUGAUCGGGCUCUCACAAGCUAUGACGGACCAGGAGGUCUCGGCGCUCACGGAGGACGGAGAGGACGAGAAGAGCGGCGGCAAAGGCAAGAAGCAGCAGUCGACCUUCCGCAUGCUCGUCGACAUGCUCAACGGCAAGUACCUGUACGACGCCUACAAACUCAGCCGGGGAACGGCAGCGAUUAAGGCUGACUAAACUAUUAGAGCAAGCAGCGGUCGCAAGAACACUCGACCCCACCCCGUGAUCUGGAGGUGGAAGGGCAUUUCGACGCCGCUGUGGGAGUCUCAACCACCAUGAAUAGAUGAUUUUAUGUGAAGAUAUGCGUUCGAGAGCUGAGUGAAUGUACGCGUGACUUGGGGGAGGCAGAAACGUUAAAACAGCGCGCAGUGCGCUCUGGUGUACGUCUAGCUAACGAAAAUACAAAGUCCCCAUGAUGUUCAACUA